AUGGAAAAUCAAUUCAAUGUGAAAUUAGAAUGCGUCACGGAUUUUAGCUUAUUUGAAAAAUUAAAAAAAUCUAUCUUAAAAGACAAUGUGGACGAACUGUACAUAUCCUCGUUAAGAUCCAUUUUGGAAAAGAUAAAGGACCCGGCUGUGGAUACCAGUCACAUCAUUUGCAAUCACCAGUACGCAGAAGCGGUUCUCUUUUUUUAUGCAACUUUAAUUAUUGAAAAAUAUGAAUUCGUUUCUGUCUUUUGUGAAGAUAUACUUUCAAAGAACCGUUUUCAAGAUGUAGUGGAAAAUUUAAAAAGAAUAAAAGUGAAAAAUGUGGAAAGUUUGAGUAAGAUCGAAAAAAUAAUUAUUGAAAAUAUAGACAACUGUGAAAAAUGUUUGAUGAUUUAUUAUCUGCUGCAGAAGGAAUUCCUAGAAAUGAUAUCCACGUUUACAAAAAAUGAGGAAGCAUUCAUAAAUUUCGUGAAGAGGGAAAUUUUCAAAUUCAAUUUUAGUCGACUAUUUAAUAAGAUAAUUUGUUCUGUGGAAUAUGAUAAGGUCGAUUCUGUUGUACUAGAGCUUAUGCUAAAUGGGGGGAAAAUAUUCCAAGUAAAUGAUAAUUACCAGUUGGAGAUAGGCCAAAUAAAUCAGGAAAAAGUGAAAUUAUUCACGGAGAAAUUUCUAACUUUAAAAAAUGAGACUAUAUAUGAUAUUAUAAAAAGGUAUGCCCACCAUGAGUCCCUAAACUUUCUUUGCAAUUUUAUCCACAUGGAAUUUAAAAAGUGUAAAAAAUUAUUAACAGGAAUGAAUGGUCAAAUGGGUGAGAAGAUAGAUUGUCCAAACGAUGAUUUAAAAAAUUGCAACGAUCACGAAUCUGAAGAAAAUUGCCAUAGCUAUAACAUUAGACAAAAUUUGCAGUCCUAUGUGUAUGUACAUAUAUUUCUCCUUUUCCAACAUAGGGAAGUGGAAAAUAGCAUAAUAAAAGUUCUGAAGGAUAAAAUAAUCCUUUACUCGUUAAUGCUGAACGCGCUGAGAUAUGCGGAUAAUUUUAUCCAGUUGAUCAUUUUCAAAAUUAUAAAUUCUACCUUUAUAAAUGACGACAAUUUUUUAAAUGAUUCAAAUAAAAAAUUGAUCAUAUCUAUUUUGUCCUACUGGGUAAAACUGGCAGACGCUUGUAUUAUUAAAAUGAUGAAAACGAAUUUGUCUGACGAAAAUGUCGGCUCGAAUGUGCAAAAAAGUGAUAAUUUUUUUUUAAAAAAAAAAUUUUCAGAGUAUGACAUAUUGAAAUAUAUACAGUGUUUAAUCAGUGCCAUAUAUCUGCUAUCCCUUAUUAAGAGGAGGGGGAAAAAGGAAGCGUCUAAAUUGUCAUCCGAACAGUCAACUGUGCAAAGGAAUAAGCGCAGUAUGGCCUUUUAUAUGAAUGAAUAUAAUUUAGAGAGAUUAUCCCUGAAAUCCUUUUUUACAAAGAAUGACGUGUAUGAUUAUUUCUUGGGUGUCCUAUUUUCGGAAAAUAAAGAAGUAAUUCAUAGGCUGUUUAAUUUAAUAUUUAAGCUGCUGUACUUUGUGAGAAAUUCCAAGUUGUACAUUUCGGAGAAUACCAAUAUGAAGAAUAAAUAUUUCGAGGAUGCCACUACAUAUUCUUGCAUAAAUAUUCUGUACAACAUUUUGGACGUGACGAAAAGAAUGUUUUUGAAUUCGUUCGAGGUCGAUGAGUUUACAAAAAAUUUGUAUAGAAAAUGUCUGAAGGAGAGAAGAAACGCCUUUGAUUGCAUUGUUUUGAAUUCCUUUCCGCAAUAUAUUCGUCACACGGAUUAUUACAUGCGUUUAUACACAAUUAAGGUUUUGUCCACCCUUUUAUCCGAUUCGGCCAUUCGGGAUUCACUGGAGAAGAAUACCAUUUUUGAAAUUUUCGAUUCGCUGAUGUGCAUGAAGUUCCAUAGCGACCAACAGAAAAGGAACGAUGAGAGGAAGAACGUAAAUAUUUUGCUCCUACUCCUGUUGAAGGCAAAUAUAAGGGACAGCAAAUAUUCCACCAAAACGACAAAUAUACUAUUUAGCGAUAAACAGAAGGAUGUUAAGAGGUACAUUGCAUCAAUCUGCGAUGAUGGUUUUCCCCUUCUAGAUUUGAAAACCAUGUUUGAAUAUAUUUUUGUCUUGUUUGUAAAAUUAACCAACGUGAUUGUAAAAAGGGUGUUGUCCCUUUUGGAGAUAGAAAAGUAUAAAGGGCUAUUUAUGAAUGUGUUUGAAAUUGUAGAACUGUUCAUGAAGGAAUUAAAAAAAGAGAAGAGCAGAAAAUGCAGAUGCUUUUUUUUUUCCACAGCUAUGUAUUUUUCUCACCUAAUUUCGAAUAGCAUAUAUAAGUCCAAGGUGCAUUCUUCGGUUCCUUUUCUGAAUAAGGUUUUUAGCUUAAUUAAAAAUAUUGAAAAUUACGUAGAUUUUAUGUAUGACGAUUUGGUUACUUUUAAGGAUGCACAGGAGGAGCUGUCCGAGGCGAGAACGUACGAAGAAGAACUAUCUGAGGACGGAACGUAUGAUGAGGGGGUAACUGAAGAGGGGAUGCUUGACGAAGCUUUAUCAGAUGAUGAGGUGUAUUAUUCUAGUGAUUCAAAUUCGAAGAGCGUGAAGGAUAUGCACAUGCUCUAUUUUUAUAGUAACACGUUUUGUGAAGAGGAAAAGGGGGGAGGCAACAAGGGGACAAUUGGUGCUCCUUUGGAUGGGAACAGCAUAAGCGGUCGGGACGAUUGCACCAAUGGGGGUAUGCUGUAUCCAGUUAAUAAGGACGAUGUGGAGAGGUCCAACUGCAACGGAUUAAGUAGAUUAAGCGGAUUAAGCCGAUUAAGCAGGUUCAAAGUUUUCAUGAAUAGGUCAAUUAGGAGGAGCAGAGUGAACGAAGAAGGGAUUUACAAUUACAUGCACAGUUUUUUCUUCCUAUGCGUAAGUAAUGCAAGUAUGAAAACUAGGAGGCAUGUGGUAAAAUCGUACGACCUGAUCACGAAGUAUAUCAUGAAGGAUGAAUAUAAAUUAAAUAGAGUCAAAAAGAAAAGCGGCAUUUUUUCUCCUCCAGUUGUAAUUAUUAGGGAUGUGGAAAACGAAGACAAAAGGUAUAAUAUAACAGUUGAUAAAUAUGACUAUGUUUUAAGAAGCUACAUAGUGGACUUUUUCAAAUCGAAAAGGUACAUGUACAAUUUCCUAUUGUCAGUUUUCCAACUUAGUAACAUAAUCAUUUUGUAUUUAAAAAAAACAAAUUUCAUAAGCAACGAUUUUGAUGAAAAAUUUGAUGUGCUAGAAUGCUUCAUGCUGGUAAAUUCGAAGACUUGGUUUUAUCUGAAGGUUGCUAUUGAAUGUGUGCAGAAAUAUAUGAAUAAGGGAAAAGUGGAUCAGUUUUUAAUGCGAAUCCUUAAUUUAAUAAUAGACAAUUUGUGGAAAAUUAUCAUAUUCAUUCUUUUUAAUAUAAAAAUAAAAACCUUUUCGAUAAGGUCUAAAACGCAUUCUAUACGUAUUUUCGGAAGGGAUUCGUUGUUAUUAUUUCUGGACUUUUUUUCCACAUGGAUUUUAUUCAUUAGAAAAUUUUAUUCAAAAGGGGAUCCUUUUUCCCGGGAUGUUAUACUACCUGAAUUAUUCUCCAGGAAAUUUAGCAGUCUCUCUACGCAAAUUUUAACCAUCUUCAAUUUUAUCGAAUCGAAUUUGUCCUCACUUAGUCACCGUGAAACGAAUGCGUCAUUGUUAAUAAAGCAGAAGGAAAUUAUGAGCAGCAUCUUAGAUGCACUAAUAGAUCUAGUAAAGGAUAAAGCACCCCGUGGGCAUGAAAGCCAUUUGUAUAAUCUUAUCCAGUUUAAGCUAAAAUUGAAGAAUUUGCCAACGCCAAAAGGUGUACAGGAAUUGAUUCAUACAUGUGACUAUGAAGCAUUGUUUGCUAAAACGAAGCAAAUGUUAAUCGGUGAGGAGAGCAGGAAUGAUCUAUUCGUUACAGGAGUAAAGGGCAUAGAAGGAAGCACCGCAGCGUAUCUUGCCCCCAACGGAGGGAACCUAGCGAACAGUAACGACCCCAGGUGCAAAGUUAUCACGCACUCCAGACAGGAGCAUAACUUGGAAGGCUUUACGUGUAGUAGUGCGAAGGAGUUUAAAGGAGGAAGUGUGGAAGCAGCAUCCAGAUCGGCGUCCAGGUCACACUCCCCCUGUAGCAGCCUAAGUUCAAAGGAUGGCAAAUGCAAAGAUGUUGAAAAAAAGGAGAAGCAACCUAAUUUCGACCAUUUGUCAGAGGAAAUGAGAAAAGAAGCAGCCUUAGAGAGGGCCAAGAAAAUUUUAGAAAAAACGGCUGCCUCGAAAACACAAAAGAGAGCCAUCGUACUGAAUGAAACAAAUACGAAGAAUAACAAGCAUGAAUAUUUUAAAGAAAUGAAGGGAAAGAGAUUGGAAGCAGAGAAUAGCAUGAAUAAGUAUUUUGCCAUGUUGCAGGAGUUCCUCAGUUGGGAUUUUAGCUCUUUGGAAAAUAUGCUGAAGUACAAGAUGUGCAUUAAUGAGGAGAUUCCUCUGCGGUUCAAUAGCGAGGAAGAUUACUACAGGUUUUUUAAACCAAUGGUCCUGGAAGAGUGCAGAUGUUGCAUCGUUAACAAAAUGGCGGGCAGUACGCAAAAGUACGUACUAAAUUUAGUAGCGAAGAAGAAAACAUCCUACUGGAUAGAAUGGCAGACGUCGUUAGCAAAUGAGAACAAGGCAAUCGCCGAUAGUUUAAAGCCAAUGGAUUUGAUUGCCUUAAUUCCAUUCGAAAGUGAAAGGAACGUUUUGUUGGAUAACGAUAAGGGGACUGUUAAAUAUCAUAACUUGAAAAAGAUUUUAAAAAACAAUAAACAUUUAAUAGGGUUGGUAGAUUUUUCCGUGAAUAAAAUGGAAAAUAUGUGCGACGUUAAGUUAAUUAAUGAGGACAUUUUUCCCCCACAAUCGGGAAAUGAAAAAAAUAGAUUAAAAUUAAAUUGUCUUACGUGUAAUAAAUUCAAUGCAUAUUUUUUAUGUAACUUAAUGACAAAUAUAAGAGAAUUUCAGAGCGUGUAUUUGAGUAGGAACUCCUCCCUCUUUAACAUAAUUCUAAACCCCACCUUGUGUAAUAGCAACUUUAAGGAAAGGAAAAAAAUGCUGUUUAGUAAUGGUUGCUUGGAUGAAGAAAAUAUGGUAGAGAGUAACCUGUGGAGGAGUAGUUUAAGCAGCAUGGAAAAGUACAUAUUAAAUGUUAUGAAAGAUUAUAAUUUAUUAAAUGAGUCUCAAAUAGAGGCCGUUAAAAUGGUUUUUCAAAAUAAGAAUAGCAUUUCGUUGAUACAAGGCCCACCAGGUACAGGCAAGACGAAAACAGUUAUAGGAAUUAUAUCCGCUUUGUAUGCAAUUAUUAAUCACCGGAAUGGUGAAGAAAAGAGGGACGUAGGAAAAAGGAAGAAGGAUUGUGCUUAUAAUGAUCAGGGCGAAAAUUGCAAUAAGAAAAUUUUGGUUUGUUCCCCCUCCAAUGCUGCAAUCGAUGAGAUUGCCAAGAGGAUCCUAAAUGAUGGGUUAAUAAAUUUUGUCAACAUUGGUAGAUCGAAAAGUGGGGGCAAAAAGAGCAGCGGUAGUAGCAGCAGCAACAACAGCGGCAACAUAAGCAGGAACAUGGGCCUGUUCGGAGGCCGCACCCAUGUUAACGGUGUAACUAAUCCAAAGAUGAGGAAAAUGAUGAACGUUGAAAACACACACAAAAGAGUGAGAAGCGGGCAUGCAGAGGAAAACCGUACUAAAGGUAGGGACUUCCAAAAACAAACCAUCACGCCGAAAUGCAUCAGAAUAGGUAUAUCGAAAAGGACACAUGAAGAAAUACAACCCAUUUCGCUAGAUUACAUAUUCAGUAAGAGAAAAAAUAUGGAAAAAAACGUUUACGAAACGAGGUUUAAUGAUAAGAAGAAUAAAAUGACCCUCACCCUUAAGGCGAUAGAUCAGACAUGUAGCAGAGUGGAAGAAGUGAGAGGCAAAUUAAAUCACAACGAUUCUAAGAAGUACUGUUUCGAUUUUAACGAAACUAAAUCCAAAUCAUCGUCACUUGAAAAAAUCGAAAAUGUAAAGGAUUUUUUUGCAGAAGAAAUUAUAAACAAUGUGGAUAUAAAAUAUUUAGAAAAAUUGUUAUACCUUUUUAAUGAAUCUUUUUCUCAUUACGAAUGGAGUUGGGAAAAACUGAAAGGAGAGAAGAAAUGUUUUGAGGAGAAGAAAAAAAAACUGAUAGAUACGGAUAAGGAAAUAGGUUCCUUCUACGCAAAUAGUAAUAAAGACAAUAUGGUUUUCGAAAGUGAAGUGAUAUUUAGCACCCUAUCGGGAAGUGCAUCUCCCGUAAUUGAAAACUUAGACUUUGAAUAUUUAAUAAUCGAUGAAGCAUGUCAGUGUGUAGAAUUAAGCUGUUUAAUACCUUUCAGGUUAAAGGUUAAGAAUGUAAUUAUGUUGGGAGAUCCAAAGCAAUUGCCAGCUACUACAUUUUCGUCUGAUUGUACAAAAUAUGGAUACAGUAGAUCAUUAUUUGAAAGGCUGCUACUGUGUAAUGUUCCAAACGUUUUGCUGAAUGUGCAGUAUCGUAUGAGAGAAGAAAUUUGCUGCUUUCCGAAUAUGUAUUUUUAUAAGGGGUUGAUAAGAAAUGAUGAAAAUUUAAUGAACAAACCGUCAUUUUAUUUGCAUUAUUUAAAUCUAUAUGGAUGUUAUAAAUUUAUCAAUAUCGAAGGAAUAGAGUCCACUACGUGUCAUAAGUCGUACAUUAAUUAUGUGGAGGCCUAUUUCAUAUUCAAAUUGGUAUUGUAUAUUCACCACUUUUUUAGUACCAAAAAUGAGGAAAAUCCAAUUCCCAGUUUUUACAAAUUGUCUGCUAAUUUUAGCUUAAGUGAUAUAGGAAUUAUUUGUCCCUACCUAUCUCAAGUGCUUUUAAUAAAAAGAAUGUUUGAAGGAUAUUUUCCAUCGAGUAGCUCGCCUGAAGUUUCCACGGUGGAUGCAUUUCAAGGGAGAGAAAAAAGCAUCAUUAUUUUUUCUUGUGUGCGUUCAAAUCGUCAGGCGCUGGAAAUGUUUAGAAACAAGGAUGAAUUGGAAAAUGGAAGUGGGAAUUUUUAUCCACGUGGGAAAAAAAUAUGUUAUGGUAGUAACAGUGAACGCAGUUUGGAUGACCCUCCUUUUGACGACGCCGCUUCGGAUGACUCUUAUGUGGAUGAGUUGCAUACGAAAAAGUGGUUCAACGUGGGAGGGAAAGGUGUGCAAACUGAGAAUGACUUCAAAUCGGUACAUAAUAUACGUGGAAAUAAUAUCGGAUUUUUAAAAGAUGAAAGAAGAUUAAAUGUGGCUCUUACCAGAGCGAAAGAUUGCUUAUGGAUAAUAGGAAAUAAAAAAAAUUUAGAAAAAAACUCCAUGUGGGAUUCGUUAAUAAAAAAUGCAAUUGCAAGAAAUUAUUAUUCUGAUUUGGAUUUAAAUUUUGGCCGGAGCACAACGGAGGAAAACAUAAAAGACAUAAUUGAUACGUAUUUUUCUCAAAUUGGUAAGAAUGCAACGGAAGGGAAAAACUGCAAGGAUGAGGAAAAUGACAUAAAUCACGAGAUAUUUAGCUCAUCCAAUUCGGAGAGUAGCGUAAGUGGAUUCAGAAAAAAUAACGGAAGUCUCUUUAAAGGAAGAAAAGAUCUUUCGCGAGUAAAUGAUAUCAUUGGGACGGGGAAAAAAUUGAAAACGGACAUGAAUGCCAGUGCCGUGCCUGAGCGUGAAUUUUUGUUCAGCAAGGCUUAUACCGGCAACAGAUAUUGGGGCAAUGGCGAAAAUGGAAAAGACGGAACCAUGAAAAAUGGGAACAUUGGUAAUAUUGCUAAUAUUGGCAAUAUUGGUAAUGUUGGUAAUAUUGGUAAUAUUGGGAGUGUUGGAAGUAACGAAAGAAAAAGGCCACACGAUGGCAGCAGAGAAGACGAGCAAGAGGAACUGUUACUAAAAAGACAGAGACACAACUACUGA
Plasmodium coatneyi is the source of this 7965-nucleotide messenger RNA. RefSeq lists its product as uncharacterized. The transcript is spliced from 4 exons. Gene Ontology annotation, molecular function: helicase activity. The coding region runs from base 1 to 7965 and encodes 2654 amino acids. Lineage: Eukaryota; Apicomplexa; Aconoidasida; Haemosporida; Plasmodiidae. The record is from RefSeq and is a predicted model, not a curated record.